Molecule: messenger RNA, 3064 nt
Organism: Oryza brachyantha (malo sina)
Lineage: Eukaryota; Viridiplantae; Streptophyta; Magnoliopsida; Poales; Poaceae
Product: protein ALTERED PHOSPHATE STARVATION RESPONSE 1-like
Exons: 6
Coding region: 731-2791 (686 amino acids)
Source: RefSeq, a predicted model, not a curated record
ACCAACCGAAAAUCCCCACUCUUCUUCUUCUUCUCGUUGUCCUCGCUCGCUCUCUCUCCCAAUUGUUGCCACCUACCAGUCACAGUCUGUAAUUCUGUAGUUGUAUCUUGGGGUUGAGAGAGAGAGAGAUAGAGAGGAAGGAGAAAGAUGGGUUCUUGGGGGUUGAGAAGGGUCAGAUGAUGCCAUUGCCGAUUUCCUCCGUCCUCUGUCCAUCCUUCCUUUUGCCUUUCUUGGCAUAUUCUUCUCUUGUGGAUGUGUAGAUCCUUCUUUCUCCAAUCCUGCUUAGCUUCCAAGCUGACCAGCAACUCCGAGAUUGGUGACCUGGGCUGGGAGGGAGCAGUUCUUGCGGAUGUGUGGAGCCGUUUCUGGAUCAACUCCGUUGGCUGCAAGAAUUCGAUGCGAGAGUGAAGGGAGGGGAGGGGGGGAGCGGCAGGAUGUAAUUUAGUGGGCGGUUGUUGGAGAAGAGGAGCAAUUUUGCAGUUCGGUGCAAAUUGAGGGCAAUUUCGUUGAAUUUCGUCGGAAUCAAGGAAGCUUUGUUUGGGGAUUCUGUCAUGUACAUGUUCCAUGACUGAAAUCCGGGCCACGUUACGGCGUGUUCUUCGUGAUUUUGGUGUGAAUUGCGACGAAUUCCAGCCAAUUCGGAAUUUGGGGCAGGAAGGCACGCUUUUGGGGGUUCAGUUUGUGGUGCGAUCUCCAUUCGUUCCAAGAUUACUGGUUACCUGCAGUCCAAAUGGGUUGCACGCACUCCAAAGUGGAGGAUGAGGAGGCCGUCAGGAGGUGCAAGGAUAGGAGGAGGCUGAUGAAGCAGCUAGUGCGCCGCCGCGUCGAUCUUGCGGCGGCGCACACUGCCUACCUGCAGUCACUCCGAAACACAGGAGCAACACUUCGGCAAUUUGCCGAGGUGGAGUCUGCAUUAUCACAGCAGGCCCCUGCAGGUGUUGCAGUGCCUCCAUCACCAUCUCCACCGCCGCCGCCGCCGCCGCCACUGCCGCCGCCAGCACAUCCGGCAUACUCAGUGACAUCUGCAAUGCCGGCAUACUCGAUGACAUCCUCAUUGCCACCCUCACCGCGCCCUCCACCACCUCUACCGUUUAGUCCGAUAGUGAUAAGGAGGAAAAAGAGAGAUGAUCAGCUCGAUGGGGACGAUUCGACAGACGAUGACGAUGACAGUGACAGCUGCUCGACUCCUCUACCACCUCCCCCACCACCUGGUUGUGACUGGGAGUACUUGGAACCUUUUCCAAUGCGUCCCUUAAAUUUUCCAUCUUCAUUGGCCGAUAGAAUUGAUAAAGAAGUGGCCUCACAGGUGACCAUGGAUGAUGAUAACUGGGUGGAGACUAACACAGAAUUUGAUGGAUAUGACGAUGAAAGUGUUUCUGGCAAUGUUGAUGGCAUUGUGAGCAGUGUCCAAUUGAAUCAAGUCAAGAGUAGGGCUCUAGGUGAUGACAAUUCAUCAAUGGUUAGUUGGGUGACAAAGGACUCAGACUCUUCAGCGGCGGUCUGGAGGAGUAAAAAGUCGCUGGCAGGAAUUGCCAAGGAAAUUGAUGAAUACUUCUUGAAAGCAGCGGCGAGCGGAAGUGACGUUGUCAUACUUUUGGACUCUUCUGGUGGGCAGCCAGAUCCCUCAGAGUUAGAGGCAAGCAAAGGUGCAGGAAAGAAUUCCAAAUCCGCCAAGGUUUUUUCCACACUUUCAUGGAACUGGUCAUUCAAAUCUGCACAAGCUAAUAGACAAUCCUCAAUGCAUUCGAGUGAUUCCUCUGGAUACGGUUACCAUGGCAAAACACUAGAGAAACUUUAUGACGAGGAGCAAAAACUCUACAAGUUGGUUAAGGAUGAAGAAUUUGCAAGGCUCCAGUACAGAAAGAACAGCUCUUUGCUACAAAGACUAGAAUCAGGUGACCAUGAUAAAUUGCAUGCAGAGAAAGUUCGAGAUAAUAUUGAGGAAUUGCAAGCUCGGAUAAUCUCUUUGGAGGAAGCUGUUGGUUUAACAUGUUUGUCCAUAUCAAAGCUCAGAGAUGAGGAGUUAUAUCCUCAGAUUAUUGAAUUAUCUGCAGGGCUUGUGCAUAUGUGGAGAAACAUGUAUGAGUGCCAUCAGGUUCAGAACCACAUUGCCCAGCAAGCCAGUCUUGUAGGCAACCUACCAGGGAAUGAGCCAACAACUGACUCUCAUUGUCAGGCAACAUCUCAGCUGGAAGUUGAAGUUUCUGCAUGGCAUAGUUCAUUCUGCAACCUCAUCGCCUUACAGCGUGACUACAUUACCAUCCUUAACCAAUGGAUUAAACUCACUGAUUGCCUGCCUGACAACGAUGGCUUUAUGAAAAGUUCAUCGGGAAUUCGUAGUCUGUGCGCAGAACUCCAGCGAGCUCUUACAGGAUUACCUGAAAAGGUAGCGGCGGAAGCAAUAAGAACUUUUCUGUCAGUUAUACACUCUAUAGUUGUACAACAAACUGAGGAGCGUCAGCUGAAGAAAAAAUCUGACAACAUUGAGAGCAAGUUCCAUUCCCUGUUAGAGAAACACAGCAACAACACAACGCAAAAUUCGGGCCAGCCUACAUUGGCAAAGCUGGACACGUUCAGAAAGCAGGUCGAGGAGGAGAAGGCUAGGUAUCUGCACUCCGUGAGGACUAGUCGAGCCAUGACACUGAACAAUCUUCAGACGAGCCUUCCAAACGUGUUCCAUGCCCUGAUGGGAUUUUCAGGAGUAUGCGUGCAGUCGUUCGAAGGUAUCAGCAGAUGCAGUGAAAUUGUUGCCAGCCACUCGGGUGCAGUUUCACCUGCCAUUUCUUCAUGACCGGCAUCCGGGAAAUGCUUCCGUGAUUGUUCAUUGUAAGUAGGCAAAGAAACUGGUUCUACGUGAAUACGCUUCUCUUCCAAAACUUAAAAAAGGGGAAGAAAUUUAGCGACGAUUUUAAGUCAGUACAGGCAUAGUAGUCUUUGAAUAGAUCACAUAAUCUUAAUCUGGGAAGAGGUGGAUGUGUAUGAGGUUUUACUGGAAAUGAUUCAUGUGUAGCUGAAUACUUGAACAGUUGAAUAGUAAUCUGUUGCUGCAUGUUUUUCGUGUGCA